Messenger RNA from Linum tenue, 2240 nucleotides. NCBI's taxonomy places the organism in Eukaryota, Viridiplantae, Streptophyta, Magnoliopsida, Malpighiales, Linaceae. The record is from the annotation of a GenBank genome assembly.
CUUAAACGUAGGUCAAUACUAUUCGAGAUCAUGGGGCUUCUCAGCAUGAUAAGAAAGAUCAAGAGGAAGGAGAAGGAAAUGCGUAUUCUCAUGGUGUCCGUAGCUCGCUCGUUCACCUCCUUUUCCACUUCUCCAUUUCUAAUUUAGCCCCCCAUCCAUGGCAGCUCGAAAUCCAAUCGGGAUUCUCCCGUCGUCUCCAUCCAUUUUUUCUUUCGCGGUGCGUGCAGCGGCCUGGACAACUCGGGGAAGACGACGAUUGUUUUGAAAAUUAAUGGAGAAGACACCAGCGUCAUCAGUCCAACACUGGGCUUCAACAUCAAGACCAUCACUUACCACAAGUAUCUGUUGAAUAUAUGGGACGUUGGUGGGCAAAAGACGAUAAGAUCGUACUGGAGGAACUACUUUGAGCAAACCGAUGGCCUGGUUUGGGUUGUGGAUAGUUCAGAUCUUAGAAGGCUAGGUGAUUGCAAAAUGGAACUCGAUAACCUCUUGAAGGAAGAGAGGCUAUCUGGAGUGUCUUUGCUGAUACUUGCUAAUAAGCAAGACAUCAAUGGGGCUCUUACACCGGACGAGAUUGCCAAAGUAUUGAACUUGGAUAACAUGGAUAGAACCAGACAUUGGAAGAUCGUCGGUUGUAGCGCUUAUACGGGUGACGGGCUGCUCGAGGGGUUCGACUGGCUAGUUCAAGACAUCGCCUCUAGAAUCUACGUGGUUGACUAAAUCGUAAGCUGCUACCUAGGACCAUUUGUUGUUGGUUUCCUUUCGUAUUUGUAAUGAGUUUGUAUCUUGGAAUCGAGGGUCAGCUCCAAACUUGUGCUGCUUAGUGCUAAAAUGAGGUAAAACUGUGUUUCAUUCACAUUCCAGAAUACAGCGCCCUCUUACAUUUCACAGAGUUACACAUGUGCAGCCAAUUUCAAUGGAUUUCAUCACAGAAUCCAGAACAAGCUGAGUCUUCCUGCAAAUCUCAGCCCACUUAACAUCAGGCGGCGACCCCGCCUUAAUCCCCUGAACAAGCCUGGCAAAUUCCUCAACCAUCAAAACCUCCUGUGAAACUUCAUUCACAACUUCAACCUUCUCGGGCUUCACGUUCCAACCCAGAUCCCGUUCCACGAACUUAGCCAUCCAAGUGAAGUUGAACUCAGCGGAUUGCUCCUUGUACGGGAGUAUGAAGUCCCCUAAAUACAGAGACCCAUUGACGCCAACAAUCUCCAAUUCCAUGGUGAGAUGAGAGAGGAAAGAGCAGUGGAUGAUCCCGACCGUGUUGUCUUGUUCGUAGUGCAGCUGUGCAGAACAGGAGAGAAUGACUCCGGUAGAGCUUUUGGUGAUGUCGGGUAAAGCGGUGACAGAACUGGGGAGGUGGAAGUCUUUCGCCCACAAUACCGCUCCUAUACCGUACCAGCCCAGUUCCCCAAGCGCCCCCAUGGUUUCCAUUGCUGGCUUCCCGGCGGGGACUGAGGUCUCGAAGAAUUGACGCGGGAUGAAAGCUGUUGAUGUUGUAUGAAUCUGUCCAAUGUUUCCGACGAGUUUAGGAUCGGAGAUGAGCUCCUUCAUCUUGGCCGUCCGUGGGUGGUGGAGCCACAUGGUGGCGUCCAUGAACUGAACUACGUUCCUUUCGCAAGCUUCCAAAACCUUAUCCAAUUCCCCCAAAUCAACGGCGCCGGGCUUCUCCAUCAGCAAAUGCUUCUUCUUCUCCGCUACCGCCACUCCCCACCGCGAGUGCUGCCCCACCGGCAACGGUACGAAGACUGCGUCCACGUCCGGAUCGUCGACGACUUCUUCAUGGCUGCUGCAUAUCCUGACCGUCUCCGGCAGCUCGUUUGUGACGGCGAACUGCUUGGCUUCUUCAGGGGAGGCACUGGAAAUGGCGUGAAGGGUGGUGGCAGGGGAUAAGAGUAUGGCUCUGGUUACUUUCUUCGCUAGCCUGGAGCAUCCGAUGAUCCCGAAUCGAACCGGACAAUUUUCUGCUGCCAUUUCUCCCCUUCCUUUUCUUACUAUUCGUUUUCUUCUAUAUGUCUUUCGAUUUCUGGAUUGUGGGUUGUUGAAUGAGGGAGAAGUUGCUAAAAGCCGGAGAAACAGACAGAGACCGAGAGUAGAACGAAGCGGUGAUGAGUUGGUUGUUUUUGGACCCCAACUGUGGUGAGUUUUGAUAAGGUUAGAAACACACGAGAAGUUCUAUGAGUUUGAGCAGGAAAAAUAAUGGUUUGGAUUUAUGAAAGAUAUAAUUUGGUAAAUUGUCUCAA